Messenger RNA from Colletotrichum chrysophilum, 1329 nucleotides. RefSeq lists its product as uncharacterized. The coding region runs from base 1 to 1329 and encodes 442 amino acids. NCBI's taxonomy places the organism in Eukaryota, Fungi, Ascomycota, Sordariomycetes, Glomerellales, Glomerellaceae. The record is from RefSeq and is a predicted model, not a curated record. The transcript has a single exon. Gene Ontology annotation, cellular component: COG complex. Gene Ontology annotation, biological process: intra-Golgi vesicle-mediated transport.
AUGACCACCCAAGACGAACAGGAACCCUCCUACAUCGACUACGAGACCUUCCUCUCCCCCGACUUCAACCCCGCCUCCUUCGCAAACACCCUCGUCCUCGCGACCAAUAACCCCAACGAUGCGCCCCUCGACCUCUCCACCCCGCUCUCCCGCGUCCUCUUCGAUACCCAGGAGAUCGACUCCCACAUCGACGUGCUGACCACAAAGUCCGCCGCCCCGCUGCUGCAGUACACCGACGAGCAGAACGCCGCCAGCAAGCGCAUCAUCGGCGAACUCGACGCCCAGAUCAAGAGCCUGAACGACAGCUACCGCCAGCUCGAGAAGGAGGUCAUCGACAAGCACGCCGAGGCCGAGGAGGUGCGCCAGGUCGCCACCCGCCUCUGGGAGACCCUGAAGCUCGGCCGCUCCGUGGGACGCUGUCUCCAGCUCGGCAGGCAGCUCGAGGUCCAGCACGCCGAGAUUGCGAGUGGCAGUGUAAGCGCUGCGGCUGCUGCGGCCGGGAAGAAGGAGGACCACAGGGCGCUGGUGCGCUGCUCGCACACGCUACUCUCUCUGAGGGAGGUGCUGGAUCGGUCGGCGCCCGGGGAGGAGGGCUACGGGCUGGGCAAGGUGGACGCGAUCCGCACCCUGCGAGAAGGCGUCAUCGCACCGAUUGAGCGGUCCGUCAGGGAGACGGCGGAGAAGAUCAUCCGCGACUUUGCGGUCCCCAAGUCGGCCACCUUCGCGCAGGGCGAGGAGACCAAGGCGCGGACCGUCUCGGCCAUGGUCACGCUGUUCCUGCUGUCACCGCAGCCCGCGAUGAAGGGCGAGCGGUGGACGCCGACGCUGCUGCUGCAGGCGCUUGAGGUGUACUUCCGCUCGGCGCUGCAGUCGUCCAUCGCGUCGCUGUCGCGGGCGCUGGGCCAGCUGCCGUCGCUGGACCGGACGCUGGCGGAGAUCUCGGCGCGGUGCCAGAACAUUGUCGCGCUGGAGGUCGUGCUCGAGUCGACGAAGCUGCCGACGCAUCCGCUGGUCACGACGCCGCAGAAGCAGACGAAUAUGCUGCAGCCGCUGUUGGCGUAUCUCGAGACAGGCAGCCUGGCGAGCUACUUUUGGAGGACGAUGGCUGGCAGCCUGGGUACGCGGGUGCAGGAGAUUGUGAACCGGGGAGGCGUGUCGGCGAGGACGCUGAGGACGAACCGGGCGAGCGUCGGGGAGGCUGUGAGGGAAUGCGUUGUCAGGGGGUGCGAGAUGCCGAGCGCGCUGAAGGGGAAGGGGAGGGGCGAGGGCAAUUGGGAGAGGGAGGUUGCUGUCAUGGUUGGCAGCGUUGUGAACAACCUUGGGAGGUGA